This is a messenger RNA of Geosmithia morbida, 1350 nucleotides long. Its product is annotated as 3-oxoacyl-[acyl-carrier-protein] synthase II. Bases 1 to 1350 code for a protein of 449 amino acids. The transcript is spliced from 3 exons. Gene Ontology annotation, biological process: fatty acid biosynthetic process. Gene Ontology annotation, molecular function: 3-oxoacyl-[acyl-carrier-protein] synthase activity. Lineage: Eukaryota; Fungi; Ascomycota; Sordariomycetes; Hypocreales; Bionectriaceae. The record is from RefSeq and is a predicted model, not a curated record.
AUGCGUCGCGUUGUCGUGACUGGUCUAGGUGCCGUCACCCCCCUCGGCGUGGGCAUACGACGAUCGUGGACGCGCCUCCUGGCCGGCGACUCUGGCAUCGUCAGCGUGGCCGACCGCCAGCCUUCGGAUCGAUGGGGAGAGCUGACGAGCACGGUCGCCGGCAUCGUCCCGGCGGCUCGGCGUCAUGAUCGAGGAGGUCAGGUAGCCGAAGAAGAGGCAGAAGAAGAAGAAGAAGAAGGGGGGGAGUCAGGGCUGUGGGACCCGACGCGGUGGCUGGGCCCGACUGAGCUGCGCCGCAUGUCGACAUUCACCCAGUACGCCAUCGCGGCCAGCGAAAUGGCCCUCGUGGACGCCGGACUGGAGGAUGCGUCCGAGCGAGAAAGGGAGAAUACCGGUGUGUGUCUGGGCAGCGGCAUCGGCAAUCUGGAUGAGAUGUAUGAGACUAGCUUGGCUCAUCAUGCCAGGGGCUAUAAAAAUGUAUCACCGCUCUUCGUUCCCAGGAUCCUGAUCAACAUGGCCGCCGGCCACAUAGCGAUGAAGCACGGCUUCAUGGGGCCCAACCACGCAGCGACGACGGCAUGCACGACAGGGGCGCACUCGAUCGGCGACGCCUCGCGGUUCGUGGCCCUGGGGGACGCCGACGUCAUGGUAGCGGGGGGGUCGGAGUCGUGCAUCCACCCGCUCACCUUUGCCGGCUUCGGACGGGCGCGGUCGCUCUCCACCGGCUUCAACCACGCGCCUCGCUCGAGCUGCCGGCCGUUUGACAGGGACCGUGCCGGCUUCGUCGUGGCCGAGGGGUCGGCUGUGUGCGUGCUCGAGGAGCUGGAGCACGCCAAGGCCCGCGGCGCCCGCAUCUACGCCGAGGUCAAGGGCUACGGGUGCAGCGGCGACGCGCACCACAUGACGGCCCCGCGGGAGGACGGGCACGGCGCCUACCUCGCCAUGAGCAGGGCCCUGCGCCGCGCCGGCCUCAGCCCCUCGGCCGUGGACUACAUCAACGCCCACGGGACGGGGACGCAGGUCGGCGACAGGGCCGAGGCAAGGGCCAUACGCCGCCUCAUGCUCGGCGACCACGGCGUGCUGCGCGAGUCCCAGGUUACGGUCAGCAGCACCAAGGGUGCCAUGGGCCACCUGCUCGGUGCGGCCGGGGCUAUCGAAGCUCUGUACUCCAUCUUGGCCGUCUACGAGGAUAUUGCCCCCGCUACGUUGAACCUCGAGAAUCCAGACGUAGGUAUCGACUUCAACUUUGUACCUGGCCAGGCCCAGGAGAAGACGAUCGAGACAGCCAUGUCCAACAGCUUUGGCUUUGGUGGCACAAACAGCAGCUUGGUUUUUUCCAAGUUUCGGUAA